Messenger RNA from Larimichthys crocea (large yellow croaker), 2150 nucleotides. RefSeq names its product methyltransferase 14, N6-adenosine-methyltransferase non-catalytic subunit (gene mettl14). The transcript is spliced from 11 exons. Gene Ontology annotation, cellular component: RNA N6-methyladenosine methyltransferase complex; nucleus. Bases 261 to 1631 code for a protein of 456 amino acids. NCBI's taxonomy places the organism in Eukaryota, Metazoa, Chordata, Actinopteri, Sciaenidae. The record is from RefSeq and is a predicted model, not a curated record. Gene Ontology annotation, molecular function: mRNA binding. Gene Ontology annotation, biological process: mRNA modification.
CCUUUGUUCGCUCCAACUGAUUACCAAACACUAAUAUACACGUAUAAUACAAUAUAAACAAAACAGCUACAACCAGGUGUCCCGAACACCUUUUUUUCACCGCUAACUCCACCUGCAUCAAACGACCCCGGUGUACAGAACGAGUGCACCCAUUGUGAAUCUUUUUAGCGGCUAAUACACAAUUAGCUGAGCGCGCUCGUACAGCCACGGUUUGCAGUUUAACUCGGAUAAACAGUGUGUUAAUAAUCAUUUAGGAGAACAUGAACAGUCGGCUGCAGGAGAUCCGAGAGCGGCAGAAACUCAGGCGGCAGCUGUUAGCUCAGCAGUUGGGAGCUGAAAGCGCAGACAGCAUUGGAGCUGUGCUAAACAGUAAAGAUGAACUGAAAGAGAUAGAGGAGACAAGAGAGACAUGCAGGUCAUCGUUUGAUAGUUUGGCAGCAUCUUCCAAAAGGAAGGCGCAGGUGGAGGGUGAGGACACGGAGGAGGAUGUGGAGGAACAAAAGGACGAGGUGGAAGUGCAGCAGCCGGAUGAAAGCAACCCGUACGAAGAGGUGUACAAGGACUCGAGUACUUUUCUAAAGGGUACCCAGAGUUUGAAUCCGCACAAUGAUUACUGCCAGCACUUUGUCGACACAGGACACAGGCCGCAAAACUUCAUCAGAGAUGUCGGCUUGGCUGACAGAUUUGAAGAAUACCCUAAACUUCGAGAGCUGAUCAGACUGAAGGACGAGCUCAUCUCCACCACCAACACACCUCCCAUGUAUCUCCAGGCCGACCCAGAGCACUUCGACCUGCAGGAUCUGAAGUGCAAGUUUGACGUAAUUCUGCUUGAGCCUCCCUUGGAAGAAUACUACAGAGAAUCAGGCAUCAGCCACACUGAACGUUUCUGGACCUGGGAUGAUAUCAUGAAGCUGGAAAUCGAGGAGAUAUCGGCUCUACGUUCGUUUGUGUUUCUCUGGUGUGGCUCUGGUGAAGGCCUGGACUUGGGGAGAAUGUGUUUGAGGAAGUGGGGCUUUCGGCGGUGUGAGGAUAUCUGUUGGAUCAAGACCAACAAAAAUAACCCAGGCAAGACCAAAGCACUCGACCCAAAAGCAGUAUUCCAGAGAACCAAGGAACACUGCCUGAUGGGAAUCAAAGGAACAGUGCGCCGGAGUACCGACGGCGACUUCAUCCACGCCAACGUGGACAUUGACUUGAUCAUCACCGAGGAGCCUGAGAUGGGAAAUGUGGAGAAGCCCGUGGAGAUCUUCCACAUCAUUGAGCAUUUCUGUUUGGGCCGCAGGAGGUUGCAUCUGUUUGGACGAGACUCAACCAUCAGACCAGGUUGGCUGACCGUGGGUCCUACUUUGACAAACAGUAACUUUAACCCAGAGGCCUACGCCUCACAUUUUUCUCUGCCCAACUCCCACCUAUCCGGCUGCACUGAAGAAAUUGAGAGGCUGCGGCCCAAAUCUCCCCCGGCUAAGCUGAAGUCUGACCGCGGUGGCGGAGCGCCCAGAGGUGGACGCGGUGGACCAAACGCAGGAAGAGGCGGAGACAGAGGCCGUGAAAGAAACCGACCAAAUUUCCGUGGGGACAGGGGAGGGUUCAGGGGAAGAGGAGGGCCACAUCGGGGCUUUCCACCUCGCUAGAGCAAAGAGCUUGUGGCUCGUGACACAAACAGAAACUAAUUGGUAAUGCAAAUUCUUGCAUUUUGGCACCCGAUGUUAACAGGUUACGAGCAGCCACCCAGCCUGCGUAAGCAGAACAUGUCACACAUGCCUUAUGAAUCUCCAAUUACAGCUUAAUCUAGAGAUUACGUGUCCUAUCUGCUGUUAGUCAUGUUGACAUCCUGCCAGCAGAAUGACACAGUUUACUUCAGUUUCAGUGUCUGUAUCUGUAAAAUAUGUCACAAAAAAGAAAAAAAAAAAGUUUUUUACUCAGAAUCUUGUGUAUUCUUUUCAAAUUAAAAGUCCCCUAAUGUUUCUUUGGACAAAAUCCCAUCAUCAAAGGCAAACUCAGUAUGAAGUGGCACAGCUAGAGGUAAGGCAGUGUGGCCCGAGCAGAAGUGUGAUCAAAUCUUUUAAAAUCUUUUCUGUUUUGUAUAAUUUUUUCAUGCAUUUACUUAAGACUGAAUAGAAAUUGUCUGAAUAAACAUUCUUUACACUUUU